CAUUAAUUAAUCAUAAGAAAUCAAUAUGACAGGUGCUACUAUGAGACCUCAAUGAACUCUAAAUUCUCCGGUGGAUGGCGGUAUCCGCUUUGAAUUUUGGUUUGCGAUACGUGACAUACAUUCAGAGAAGAAGAAGAUACGGAAGUAGCGUUAUCGUCUGGUCUUACACGGAAACGACAGACUUCACAACAAGAUAGAGUGGUCGGUUUUUAUUUGUAUGUAGUCCUCUUAUUUUUUUCUACUGAAAAAUCUUUCCGAAGGCCCACUAGUAUGCGCACGUUGCUAUAAAGGCAUCAGAGCUGCCUCUGCUAGCUAAGGAUAGACCGCCAACGUAAGCUAGCACUGCGAAUUGUUUUCACCUCGUUGGUUGUGAGAAGUAGCUUGUUUACGUUACAUACCCGGGAGUGGGCAGUCUCUAGUAAAUGGCCUGCACUUUAGAAAAAGUGUUGGGCGAUGCUCGGACCCUUCUCGAGAGGCUGAAAGAGCACGACACGGCCGCGGAAGGACUGAUAGAGCAGUCCGGGGCCCUCAGCCAGAGAGUGCAGAACAUGAGAGAGGUGGGAAAUGCCCUUCCAGACAAGCACACAGAAGACACUUCAGAGAUUCAGGAGCUGACCAAAUACAAGCCCCAUGUCCUUCUGACUCAGGAAAACACUCAAAUCAAGGAACUACAGCAGGAGAAUAAGGAACUUUGGUUGUCUCUUGAAGAACACCAGUACGCACUAGAACUGAUCAUGGGUCGGUACCGAAAGCAGAUGCUUCAGCUGAUGAUGGCGAAGAAGGAGCUGGACACCAAACCUGUGCUCAGCCUCCAUGAGGACCAUGCAAAAGAAGUGCAGAGCCAGGUGGAGCGGAUAUGCGAGAUGGGCCAGGUGAUGAGAAGAGCAGUGCAGGUGGAUGAUCAGCACUACUGCUCUGUUCGAGAGAGGCUCGCUCAGCUGGAGAUUGAGAACAAGGAGCUGCGAGACCUCCUGGCAAUCAGCAAGGGCUCUGCGAAGACAGCCAGAGAGGAAACCAACCAGCCAGCAACAGCAGCACAGUCCCCUCAACCAGGGUCCAACGAGUGACCAGAACAGCAUCAGUGUGAACUGUGAAUGGGGAAACAAGUCCUUCGGGACCAGAAGACAGGGUUCAUGAUCUCUUCACCUGUGUUAACCACAUUUUUUUUUUUUUUUACAUAAGAUGGAAUGCAGUCAGACCACAGCAUCUGUUUUUUGUUGUUAAGGCCACUACAACACUAUGCUAUCAGAAGCAUCUACCUUUGGGUAUACCUGGAUGGUAGCUGUUGUAAGCUUUCAUAUGUACAAUAUAUGUACGUACACACACGCGUACUGGAGUAAAGGCAGUAAAAGCAAAGGGGAUUUAUUUUAUUUUUGGCCAAAGAUACAUUUUUUCGUCAAGGACACAGUUUCUACCUCUUUGUUGCCCCUUUGCUGAUCACUCACACUCACAAUUUGUAAAAUGUUCACAACCAACCCCACUAUGAGUUCACUCAAAGUCCGUUAAGAAACCAACUCGUAGGUUGCACCAUUUUAAGAGGCUGUGCUUGAUAAUUACUCUGCCAACAUGAUGACUUUCGGCUGUCUCACACAGUUUUCCUGCUGAUGAGUGACAGUGGCUCAUUUAUAUGUGAUUGUCUAUCAUCGUAUGAAUUUGAUAUGUUUGUCAGUCUGUUUGUAGAAUUCAUAUGUAACAUGAAUUUCAUGUUUAGUACUUUGAUUCUGUGUGUUUAACAGCAGUUUUCUAGUUAUCAGAUUUAAAUGCAGAGUAAUCAAAUGCCCCAGCUGAUGGCACAUCUUUAUUUAAUGGUAAAGACUUCAAAAUAUGCCAACGUUUUGUGUAACGGAUAUCAAAUGUUUGCGCACUGUAUGUUCUCAGAAAUUGUAUAUUGUCAUCUCAGGAAAACAGCUUUAAUAAGGUGAACAUGCUGUAAUGACUUCAUGACAGUGUACUGAUUUGUGUCAAACGAAAUUUCAUUCAGAAACUUUAGAAAAUUUGC
This is a messenger RNA of Xiphias gladius (swordfish), 1999 nucleotides long. RefSeq names its product suppressor of IKBKE 1 (gene sike1). The transcript has 5 exons. The record is from RefSeq and is a predicted model, not a curated record. NCBI's taxonomy places the organism in Eukaryota, Metazoa, Chordata, Actinopteri, Istiophoriformes, Xiphiidae. The coding region runs from base 423 to 1067 and encodes 214 amino acids.